Messenger RNA from Lates calcarifer (barramundi perch), 767 nucleotides. It is a transcript of the gene s100w, whose product is annotated as S100 calcium binding protein W. Gene Ontology annotation, molecular function: transition metal ion binding; calcium ion binding. The coding region runs from base 177 to 506 and encodes 109 amino acids. The record is from RefSeq and is a predicted model, not a curated record. Lineage: Eukaryota; Metazoa; Chordata; Actinopteri; Centropomidae. The transcript is spliced from 3 exons.
UGUGAGUGUGUGUGUGUGUGUGUGUGUGUGUGUGUGUGUGUGUGUCAGACAGUGUGUGUCUACUCUUUUUAAAAGGGAGGCUCCCCCCUCAGUCUGACAAGUCUCAUCUGGGACCAGGCUGGGAACACAGACGAGAUCUCUCUUCACCUGGAGUACGUGAACUCUAAGCUGCAGCUAUGGCUCGUCUGGAUCAAGUCAUCACAAACAUUGUAGAUAUAUUUCUGGAGUACGCUGAUGAUGAGGGCAAGAAACGGCAGUUAAACAAGGAGGAGUUAAAGAAGGUGCUGGAGCAAGAAAUACAAAGUCCUGAGUUAAAAAGUAAAAUCAAUGCAGGUGACAUUGAGGAAGCCAUGGAGACGCUGGACAAAAACCAUGAUGGCGAGAUCAACUUCCGAGAGUUUUGUAGGUGUGUAUCUGACCUGGCCAAAUGCUACUACCACAAGAAGACGGGCAAGGGGGGCAAGAAAUUCAAGGGCAAAGAUCACGAAUGUGGACAAGAAGACUAAAAAUUAACUUUAACUUCAAAUGUUUGUUGCACUUUAACAUACUGAAAAUAUUUUAUGCAUGUGGCAUAUACACAGUGUGGAUGUCAUAUUAGAAAAUAGAUGCUACUGAUAUCAAGCAAUUUGCACAACUAUCAUAAACCCCAAGCCUGUUUCUCAUGUCUUACAUGUGAUAUUCAUUGUUUUUGUCUCUCCAUGACCUGGUUGUCAAACAAGUUUCCGUUCAAUGCAAACUGAAAAGAAAUAAAAAACUACAAUGUUCAA